Messenger RNA from Drosophila virilis, 3945 nucleotides. The record is from RefSeq and is a predicted model, not a curated record. Lineage: Eukaryota; Metazoa; Arthropoda; Insecta; Diptera; Drosophilidae.
ACGCCGCUGCGCAACAGACAUCGCCGCAGUCGUAGGGAACACGCUAUCACAUUUGCUUAUCCGGCAUCGGCAUCGGCAUCGGCGUUGGCGGCAGCGUCGUAUCCCAGCGAAUUGUUUGCGCAUUUUGCCAUCGAGCGUUGGGCAGCGCGGAUGAAUUUCGCAGCAGGCGCGAAUGUGCCAAUAGAAAAUACAAUAAAAACCUAUCUAAAUAAAAAUAAAAAUAAUAUUGGUUGGGCUCAAAAACACCGAGCGCCAUAAAACUUCAUAAAUAACAGCAAAUCCCCAAGGCGAAUAAUACGAAAUACCCACAAAUAAUUGUGAUUGAAACGCGACCCGAAAAGUUUUCCAUCCAAUUUGAUAGCCGCAUCAAUCGGCAAGUGUCAAUUAAAUUAGCGCGCCAAUAUCGGAGCCAGAUUUCGAGCUCCGGCCAACAGGCGCAACAGGUGCCAUCAUAUUUUGAAAUCAAGGCACUAAUCCGCGAGUUUCAAGUGAAAUUGAAAAUCAGUGACGAAAUCUUUAUAAAAAAUAAGUGAAAAUUUGCCAAAGAGUGUUGCAGGAAGUGUACAGCGUGCUCUGCUAUAUAUGCAAAUUCAAAUACCCAAAACGGCAAAUAAAUCUAAUAAAAGAAAAGUUUUUAUUUAUGCAGCUACAUGAAAUGGCUCGUGUGUGAGCGGUCGCAGAGGCAGCAACAACAGCAGCAGCAGACGAAGCAAGGACACAGCGUCCCACACAGACGUACACGCGAACACGGACACUCGCACUCACACAACAGACACGGCGAACAUGGCGUAUGCGCAACGUGCAACUGCAACAUGCGUUAUUGCAGUUUAUUUACUGAACAAUUCGCGUCAAUUAGGCAAUUCGCGCUCGUAUAGGCAGCAUAAUUAAAGCUGUUUGCAAUUCCCAAUAAAUAAAUUAAUUCAAUUAAUUCAACAACUGACGAGUGCGCGCGCACAUCCUAUUGGGCCUCUGCAAACAUGUCCGAGUUUCGGUUCUUUUCAUACUCCGACUUUGCUUUCACCUCGAAGGGCUCGCAGAAUUUGAUAAAUCUGCCAAUAUCGCCGUAUUCUGCAGAUGCCAGUACCCAGUUGAAGGAGGAGACAGAGAUCGAGCUGAACAUUCCAUAUACCGUGUUCGAGGUGCUGGUAGCCAUUGUCAGCAUCAUUGGCAAUCUGAUGGUGAUCAUUGUGUUCCGGCGCGAACGGAAGCUGCGCCGUCGUACUAACUACUACAUCGUCUCGCUGGCCAUGGCCGACUUUCUGGUUGGCUCCCUGGGCGUGCCAUUUGCCAUACUGGCAUCGGUUGGUCUGCCCAAGAACCUGCACGCCUGCCUCUUCACCGUAUCGCUGCUGGUGGUCCUAUGCACCAUAUCCAUAUUCUGUCUGGUUGCCGUAUCCGUGGAUCGCUACUGGGCCAUACUCUAUCCGAUGGCCUAUUCCCGCAAUGUGCGCACCCGCACUGCAAUCGUCAUCAUAUCCGUGUGCUGGGUGGCCGGCGCCAUAGUGGGCUUCCUGCCACUCUUUGGCUGGCAUGCGAACGUGCCACACGAUCAGGAGUGCCUGUUCGUAGAGGUAAUGGACUAUAACUAUCUGGUGUUUCUCUACUUUGCCACCAUCAUCACUCCGGCUCUGCUCAUGCUGGCCUUCUACACGCACAUCUAUCGGGUGAUCAUCAAACAGGUGCGCCAGAUCGUAACCAUGAAUCCUGCCUCGGACUUGAGCCGACGUUCCUCCACCGCCCAGAUGCAAGUGACAACGCCCGGCGCCCAGCGUGGCGGCCACACGGGAACCAUGCUGCGCGUACUGGGCGCUGCGCGUAAGCGGGAUGUGAAGGCCACACAGAAUCUGUCCAUCAUUGUGCUGUUUUUUAUGAUUUGCUGGAUACCGCUGUACACGAUCAACUGCAUUAAGGCCUUCUGCCCGGACUGCUAUGUGCAUCCCAAAUUGACGCUCUUCUGUAUCAUACUCUCCCACCUGAACUCGGCUGUCAAUCCUUUGCUCUAUGCCUAUCAUCUGAAGGACUUUCGGCUGGCGUUAAAGAACUUAAUGCUUAAGCUGAUGGGCGUCGAUAUCGAUCAGCAGGCAGAGGCUAUACAUCGAUUCUCGCUGGCCAGCCAGCAUCGUUUGCAGUCCAUGGACUCCACCAUGCGCACCACGCAGCCGCGCAUGUAUGUGGGUGAGUGUGAGUGCGCGUCGUCUACUUUAAUACGCACCGAGUGGCGGCUAAUGAUCCUCCUCUGCUUCCCCACAGACUCGCCCAUUUGGCUGCGGCAGCAGCAGGAGGCGCUCAAGAACUCACAGCUGCUGCCCAAAUGCGGCGUGCUCAGUCCCUGUGUGAACAACAUCAACCAAACGGUGGCCGCUGCCGUCGCCGUCUCCACGGACAUUGAGCGCGACAUGUGGAACAUUGUGGAGGCCUCCAGCGGUGCGGAGCUGGGCGAGACCAGCUAUGAGUUUCCCAGUGUCAAGCAGGAGAGCGAUCAUGAUAGCAGCCUUUCUGUAUCGGCGCCAGCAACGGCACAGUCAGCAGCGCAGCAAGCAGCACAGCAGCAGCGCUGCGAUAGCGCCUACUCGUAUGAGAACCAAAAUUAUUCGACCGGGCCCGAGGAUGGCAUCAGUCUGCCCGACGAUCUAGACGAGUACGAGGAUGUGUUUGUGCCGCCAAGCGUAAAUAGCAACUACCAGGGCGUCGAUCCAGUGGAGCUUCGCCGCAGCCUGGCCUGUGUCAUGCGUGAGAAGCUGCGCUCCGAUGACACCGACUACUACAGCCAGCAGCACGCGCUGCAGGAUCCCACCAGCGCUGACUACGGGCUGCCGUCAAAGCUGGAGCACAGUAGACCCUGCUCCACGCGCACCUCUCCCAGCAAUGGCGCACUGCCGCAGCAGUUGCGCGCCAAGCUGCUCGCCGGCAACUCGAGUAGCGAUCACUGCCUGCCCCUGCCCAGCACAGGUGCCGCCACCGGCACAGUCUAUGUUAUCGAUGGCGCCACGAAUCCGCUAUCGCCGGGUCACAAGCCCAAAUACCGUAAGUCGACGGCGCUAACGAGAAACUCACGCAAGAAGAGUCGAUCCUGCACUUGCACCAACGAACAAAAACUGGCGAGUCCUGGCGAGACAACCGCUUCAACCACCGCCCAUCAUAACAAUAAUCUCAGCAAUAGGCACUCGGAGCAGCUGCAGCAGCAGAACCACGACAACUUCUUCAGUCCCCUAAAGACGGUAGGCAGCUUCAUGCAGCAUUCCAAUCUCUUUAAUCUCUUCCAACCGCACACAACGACGGCCCCAGCGUCGACGACGUUGAGCAUUGCGCCUGGACCACGGCCAGGACCUGGACCAGGUGUUGGGCCUGCACCUGCUACCGUUUCACGACUAACCGCCGGGGCCUUGACCUCAACAUCGGCCUCGUCGUCCUCGUCCCUAGUCGCUGCCAGCGUGGAGAGUUGACCAACGGUCAAAGCUCCUCAGGCGGCAGGCAAACUCUAGGCAAAUACUCGCAAGUCAAAGCUUUUAGUAUUAGUCUUUAGCUCUCGCGUUCAAAACGAGUCAUAGAUCAAAGCUUGGAACAGCUGGAAACUGAACGAAUCAGUUCCAGUUGGAAUCCAACAGUUCCAGUUCGAUUUAGUAAAUUAUGCGCAUUUAUUUUUUGAUAUAAUUAUCUUGUAUUAGUUAGUUAAUUGUUUGCAAGUAAACUUAAAGUCAAUUUAAGUAAAUUACCGUAUUGUGCAUACUCGUGUUUUUUCUAUAUAUAAGUAUAUAAAAGUAUAUAAGUAUUACAUUACUUAGAUAUCUUUUGAUGUGACAUAUAUAUAGACCAUCGUAAAUAUGCAUGUGUGUUUAACUAAGUAUACUUGGACCGUCUGUGAAAAUCAAAAUUGAUGUGUAUAUUAAAAUGUAUAGUUGAAGAUCAAAUAAAAUAUGAAAUACCAAAAAUUCCUACAUGAAAGCA